GUCAGUCCGAAGUAUCAGUUUAAAAGUUUUCCAGUAACUUUUCACGGGAUAAACUCGGUUUGCAGGCGUUUUGAUACAUUUUCUGGCCCAAUUAGAGCCAUCCGUCUGUGAAUCAACCAUUUUCCCGUAAUUCUGUGAUCUAGUGAUAGUUGUGCGGCCGGAAACGGAUAUUGUUUCCCGCGCGUAGCCGGGUCUGAGCACCAAUAAACAAACGCACAACGGGCGGAUUAUUUGGGCCGAAGCUUACGACCGUUGCAAGUCUGAUCGAGUUUGGCGCAAUCCGAACAAUCUCAAAUUGUGAAUUUUAUUGAAGAUGGCCUCCUACGUCAUGCCACCAUCUCCGCAUUGGCGAUACCCGGUGGAAACCGACCAGAACAGAAGUAACAUGAAUCUGAACAACAAUUUCUCGGCCAACGGCAGCUACCUGAGGCCAAGGGUGGUCUACAGUAAGGGUCCCUGCCCUCUGUCUGGACCCACCGUACCCUCCCUCAGCAACAUGAUGAUGGGGCUUGGAUUUCAAGACAGCCUUGGCCGCUUGGAGCGCCUGGAAAAGUAUUCUCGCAAAGUAUUCAUCGGCGGGCUACCACCGGACAUUAAUGAAAAGGAGAUCUAUGCAGCAUUCAGACGCUUUGGCCAUUUGACAGUGAAUUGGCCUCAGAAAGGAGAGACCAGGCCACAUUUCCCUCCAAGGGGCUAUGCCUUCCUCAUCUUUCAAGAGGAAGAGUCAGUUCAAUUGCUCAUUGAUUCCUGCAUCCAAAAACCAGCGGACAUGCCUCGUAUGUCAGAAAGGAGUCGACAUUCACUGGUUGCGCAGGUCGAUGGCAUUCCUCAGAGGCUUUUAUCAACACAGCCCCCUGUUGUUGUUCAACUCCCAGUUUUAACUCUACAGCCUCAGCUGUACAUCAGUGUGUCAUCACAUCUCCAACCAAACAAGCUUGUGCAGAUACGCCCAUGGAGUCUUGCUGAUGCUGAGUACACACUUGAUGACUCGGUUCCCCUUGACCCGCGGAAAACUGUGUUUGUUGGUGGUGUCCCUAGACCAUUCAAAGCAGUUGAGCUAGCCUGCUUGAUGAAUGAACUUUUUGGCAAUGUAUGCUGUGCUGGCAUUGACACAGACCCAGAUCUCAAGUAUCCCAAGGGGGCAGCCCGUGUUACUUUCACAACCCGUGAAAGCUAUCUCAGAGCUAUUGAAGUACGAUUUGUAGAAGUUCAGAUGCCUGAUCAGAGGAAACGAAUGGAAGUGAAACCAUUUGUUCUUGAUGACCAACUAUGUGAUCAAUGUAUAGACAGCCGAAGAAGUGGACCAUACUUUUGUGGGAACCUCAUUUGCCUUCAGUACUACUGUGAGAUGUGCUGGUCUCAAAUUCAUUCCGAUGAUGAAAAACAAUUCCACAAACCUAUUGUCAAAGAGUGGGCAGAUAGACCACGAACUUUAGCUUACCGUCGUUGUUGAAUUUCUGUCAUUAGUCUGCAAGUCAAAUCUGUAUGUACCUUGCCUCUGUUAGUCGUGGAGGCACAAUAUGUAGGUAUUUCUUAGAAACAAUAGUUAUGUAAGUUUGCUCAAUGUUACCUUCUUGAUUGUUCUCCUCAAAGGUAUUCAUAUUAUCUGGCUAUAUAUUUAAAUAUUUUAACUUCUCAAAAGAAGUCAUAUGCUUUUAAAGAGUGAAAUAAUCUUUUUAGAGUUGUGAGCUUUGCCAGCUCAUGUCAUUAUUGAACAAAAAUUUUAAUUGAGUAGUGUAGUUCUGUUGUUUUUGUUUUUAAUAUAAAUAGCUCUCUUUUUGUCUGGAUUUUGUUUGUUGAAUCCAACCAUAUAUAUGUUUUCUUUUUUCCAUAUUUAAUAAGUUAAGUGUCAAUUUGUUGUUGUUUCUUUUUUUUUUUAUUUAGUUUCAAAGUUUGUAUCUAUUAAAUGUAACUUUGUCCUGUUACCUGGUGAUUAUGACUUAAUGAAUUUUAUUCCCAGGGUAACUAAUUAAUUUUUCAAUGUGGGCCUACUGAGUUUAGUCCAUAAUUGCAAAGUGAUAAUGAAUUUCCUAUUGCAAGCUUUUAAGCUUGUCAGACAUACAAUUAAUUUGUCUUGUGCAGACUUGAGCUGCAUAUGUGUUAGGCUGUGUCCUUUCAAGAAUUCUUUUGUAAGUCCUGCAUUAGGCAUUACAGAUGUAUUAACAAAUUUUAGUCAUUUAAAGACUUGCUGAAAUAUGCUGAACUAUAUGUCAUUUCUGUUGACUAUGCAUUGAUGAAUUUAUAACAAUUGUUGAAGUAUUUGUUGAUUGAAAUACCUUGUUUUCAGUAAUUUGUUGUAUCUUAAUAGUCUAUUUAUACUUUGUUUACUCUAAACAGGCCUGUAAUUGAAUGAAAUUAAUUUAUAUUUGUGCUCUCUUCUAAGUAAUGUGACUGCCAUUAACUCUAUUUACCUGGCAUUAGUUUGUGUAUGUAUGCCUCUUUUCACUUAAUUGUAACAUUUUAUGACCAAUUGCAUUUCUAACUCUUAAGGGUAUUUUAAGUCUGUUCACAUUUUUAUUUUCCUCAACAAAGUUUUAAAUUUUGACACAUUGAUCAAUUUUUACAGUGCUACUACUUAAUUUUGAAUUCCUAAAGUCCUUUUUUAAAAAUCCAUUUUCUACUCCAUUUGUCCAGUAUCAUUCCCUCUGAUUGUAUUUCAUCUUUUAUUAUACAGUCUCCUUAUUGUGAACUACGAUUGUAAUUUGAUUUGUUCAUUGGUCUUAGCUAGGUUGUAUUGUCAGCUCCUGCCAUUCAGUCUUUGUCCUUUGUCAAUGGUCACCCUUUCUUAUCAGUCACAGUGAAUUUGUUUUGCUUUGAUUAAUUUCUCCCUUUCAUACUUUGAAUUAAAACACUGAUUGCCUGUA
Molecule: messenger RNA, 2864 nt
Organism: Frankliniella occidentalis (western flower thrips)
Lineage: Eukaryota; Metazoa; Arthropoda; Insecta; Thysanoptera; Thripidae
Product: cytoplasmic polyadenylation element-binding protein 2-like
Exons: 7
Coding region: 314-1453 (379 amino acids)
Biological process (GO): negative regulation of cytoplasmic translation
Cellular component (GO): cytoplasm; synapse; neuron projection
Molecular function (GO): mRNA regulatory element binding translation repressor activity; ribosome binding; translation factor activity, RNA binding
Source: RefSeq, a predicted model, not a curated record